Messenger RNA from Cricetulus griseus (Chinese hamster), 1845 nucleotides. Lineage: Eukaryota; Metazoa; Chordata; Mammalia; Rodentia; Cricetidae. The record is from RefSeq and is a predicted model, not a curated record.
AUGGAUGAUUCUCCUGUAAAUGCACCCCAGGGUCUGUUAUCAUUCAGGGAUGUGUCUGUGGACCUCUCCCAGGAGGAGUGGGAAUGUCUGGACUCUUCUCAGAGGGCUUUGUACAUGGAUGUGAUGUUGGAGAAUUACGGCAAUCUAGUCCUUGUAGAGAACCAUCGAAACUGUCAGUAUGGGAAGGUCCUAGAUCAAAACUCAAAGCAUAUUGUCCAUCAUCAUGCAACUAUCCAAGAGACAUCUUGUAACUGUAACGAGCUUGGCAAAAGUCUUCAUGACUGUUCCCAAUGUAUACCUCAUGACACAAGUGAUCCUGCAGAAAACUACAAAAACUGCGCAUGUGGUAACCAUGUGGCUGCCUCUACUGAAUCAUCACACUCAGACAGUCAUAAGAGCAUGCCCACUGGAGAAGAUCCCUGCAAACAUAAAGAUGGUGGUGAUUCUUUACAUUUGCAUCCCACCAUUAGUCAAAAUGAAAGAAUCGAUACUGAAAAGAACGAACAGAAACACUCAGAAGAUGAUAAAUCUUUUGACUCUACACAUAAACCUGUGGGACGUCAGAUGUGCAGUGAAGGGAAGCCAUACCAAUGCAGGAAAUGCAGGAAAGGGUUCUGGACCCACUCAGGCCUCAUUAGACACGAGGCAAGUCACACUGGAGAGAAACCCUACAAAUGUAGGGAAUGUGGUUUGUGCUUUUCUAAUUCAAGUGCUUUCAAAAGGCAUCAUUACAGAAUCCACUCUGCAGAGAAACCUUACCAAUGUAACAAGUGUGGGAAAUCCUUCUUUUGCUACUCAUACCUUAGAAAGCAUCAGCAAAUUCUUGGAGUGAGGCCUUAUGUAUGUAAGCAAUGUUGUAGUUCCUUCUGUAGUUUGUCACGCCUCGAAAACCAUUACAGGACCCAUAGUGGAGGGAAAACUUACAAAUGUAGUGAAUGCGGCAAAUGCCUUUGCAACUCCGAAAGUCUUAAAAGACAUCAGAGCAUUCAUGCUAAAGAGAAAGCUUAUGAAUGUAAAGAAUGUGGAAAGGGCUUUUAUGGGUUGUAUCAGGUUAAAAACCAUUACAGGACCCAUACCGGAGAGAUAGCUCACACAUGUAAUGAUUGUGGCCAAUGCUUUAGCCAGCUAAAACAUCUAAGAACCCAUCAGAAAGUGCAUAAAGAGGGGGAACCUUACAGAUGUAACCAGUGUGAAACAUCCUUUGCCAAGAAAAGUGACCUUAGAACCCAUAAGAGAACUCAUAUGGGAGAGGAGUCUUACAAAUGUGAGGAAUGUGAGAAAACCUUUGUCCACAAAAACCACCUUAGAAAACAUCAGAGGAUUCAUAUGGGAGAGAGACCUUACAAACGUGGUGAAUUUGACGGAUCCUUCACCCAACAAGUCCAUUUCGGAGCUCAUCAGAGAACACUUUACAAAUGUAGUGAAUGUGACAAAUCGUUUGGCAGGGAAGUCCAUCUUAGAACUCAUGAGAAAAUUCACAGACGUGAGAAGCCUUAUAAGUGUAAUGAGUGUGAAAAACUCUUUAAAUAUGCCUCUUACCUUAGAAGACAUCAAAGGAUACAUACAGGAGAGAGACCUUUCAAAUGCAGUGAUUGUGGGAAGUGCUUUAGUCAAAAGAUAUACUUAAGAACCCAUCAGAAAAUUCAUACAGGAGAGAAACCUUACAAAUGUAAUGAGUGUGACAAAUCCUUUCUCCAUAAAGGCAACUUGAUAAGACACCAGAAAAUUCAUACAGGAGAGAAGCCUUACAACUGUAGCGAAUGUGGCAAAGCCUUUACUCGUCUCUCUGGUCUUACAGGACAUCAGAGGAUUCAUACUAUGGAGACAAAUUUCCAUAGUAAAUGA